AUGUCGAUCGUGUUGUUGUUGUGGUGUUUCUUGCUGCCGCUCCUGGGUCCGUUGCAUGCUGGGCCGCUGCCUGAUGAGCCCGUCCUCCAGAUGCAGGAGAACUUUGAUGUGAACAGGUUCAUGGGCAAAUGGUAUGAUAUCGUGGUUGCGUCCACUUCCCCGUGGAUGAAGCGUCACGAGGCAGACGCAGCCAUCGGUACAGCACACAGCUACACCACAACACCCUCAAAACAGACCCGAGUGACACGCAUCGUGUGCUUCUUCUGCAGACACGGCAGCUGCAAGUCCAUCAGUGGAGAAUAUCAGCUGAGCAAAACCCCUGGAAGAUUUCAUUGCCACAGCACCAGUGAGUUCAGCAGAGCGACCCUGUGUCAUUUGACUGCUGCCUGCUCAUGUGUCUUUGCUCAUGUACGGUGGAAUGCUGAUGUGGACGUCUACGUGCCUCACACAAUCUACGAUGAGUACGCUCUGGUGGUGAUGUACAAACAUAAACCAGGCGGUGAAAAAAACACAUCUGUCAAACUUCUUCUUGGACAACAAUUAUUUCUUCCAGUUGCCAGGAGAGGUCAGUGUUAUCUACUGAAGGAGAUCUUACCAGCUCUAGUCUCUGAAAAUGCCUGCUCAUCUGAUUUCACUGCUGAUCUGUGA
This is a messenger RNA of Carassius carassius (crucian carp), 648 nucleotides long. Its product is annotated as protein AMBP-like. Bases 1 to 648 code for a protein of 215 amino acids. Gene Ontology annotation, molecular function: serine-type endopeptidase inhibitor activity. Gene Ontology annotation, cellular component: cell surface; plasma membrane. The record is from RefSeq and is a predicted model, not a curated record. The transcript is spliced from 5 exons. Lineage: Eukaryota; Metazoa; Chordata; Actinopteri; Cypriniformes; Cyprinidae.